Messenger RNA from Sorex fumeus (smoky shrew), 819 nucleotides. RefSeq names its product proteasome 20S subunit beta 3 (gene PSMB3). Bases 138 to 755 code for a protein of 205 amino acids. Gene Ontology annotation, biological process: proteasome-mediated ubiquitin-dependent protein catabolic process. The record is from RefSeq and is a predicted model, not a curated record. Gene Ontology annotation, cellular component: proteasome core complex, beta-subunit complex; proteasome core complex. Lineage: Eukaryota; Metazoa; Chordata; Mammalia; Eulipotyphla; Soricidae. The transcript has 6 exons.
UAAAAAGCCACAAUAUACCGGAAGGGCUAGCCUCUCUGCCUAAGGAGAGCGAGCAGCGAGAGCGGUUGUGCAAGUGCGGAUCUGAGCCGCUUGGUAGUAAUUGCGGCGAUCGUGGGUCCCUAUAAUACACCGCAAGCAUGUCUAUUAUGUCCUAUAACGGAGGGGCCGUCAUGGCCAUGAAGGGCAAGAACUGUGUGGCCAUCGCUGCCGACAGGCGCUUCGGGAUCCAGGCCCAGAUGGUGACUACGGACUUCCAGAAGAUCUUUCCCAUGGGCGACCGGCUUUACAUCGGCCUGGCCGGGCUUGCCACCGACGUCCAGACCGUCGCUCAGCGCCUCAAGUUCCGAUUGAACCUGUAUGAGCUGAAGGAAGGGCGGCAGAUCAAGCCCUACACCCUCAUGAGCAUGGUGGCCAACCUCCUGUACGAGAAGCGGUUCGGUCCCUACUACACGGAGCCUGUCAUCGCUGGACUGGACCCGAAGACCUUUCAGCCCUUCAUCUGCUCUCUUGACCUCAUUGGCUGCCCCAUGGUGACGGACGACUUCGUGGUCAGUGGUACCUGUUCCGAACAAAUGUACGGGAUGUGUGAGUCGCUCUGGGAGCCGGACAUGGACCCAGAGCACCUGUUCGAGACCAUCUCACAAGCCAUGCUGAAUGCCGUGGACCGGGACGCCGUGUCGGGCAUGGGGGUCAUCGUCCAUAUCAUUGAGAAGGACAAAAUCACCACCAGGACACUGAAGGCCCGGAUGGACUAACCUGCUCUUCCCGGAGACCUCUCCUUUUCCUUGUUUUUUUUUUCUAAUAAAAGUUUCCCUUUCA